AUGUCUGAUCGUUCUGCAUUAAAACGAACCGUGGAUUCUACUUUGGCUGAAGACUCCACUGCUGUACUAGAUAUUUCUCCAUGUACAAAGCGACAGCAAUAUGUUUGUUCUCUUCUGCCUCGACUUGAUCAGUCAUUCAUCUCUACUCAACAUUCAAGACAAUUUAUUCAAGAACCUUCAACGUCUGCAAACCCAUCAACUCCAAUUACUGCUAUUCAUCAACAUUAUACACAAUACAGAGAAGAGAUUGAUCGACUAUUUACGGCUUUGUCUGAGCCAUGUUCAAUCCCAGAGUUAGAAUUGGUCGACUUGCACUCGUUUGAAUCAAACCAUCUUUCAAAUCAAAUAUACAAUCUGAUUCAAAAGGAAAAUGUUGUUGUUGCUCUACCACCUAAUAUCAACAAGAUCUACAAAACUAGCGUUAUACUGGUUCCUUCAAGUUGCUCAGUAAUCAAAAAAACUCAGUUUAUAAACACUCACUCCAAGCUACAUACUAAUUACACGGAAGAUAUCAACAUCGUGGAGGAUUUACAGACUGAAUUUUGGACGAAAAAACCGAUUCAAGCAGACAUUGUUGUCAUGACUGCUAGCACCUUGAUGCAUUUGCUAAACAAGAAAUAUGUAUUGAUGAGCGAGUUUAAUCUGGUAGUGUUUGAUGAAUGUCAUUCUAUUUGUAGUGAUCAGUCACACAGAUUAUUUUUGCACACAUAUUGGACAUUCAAUGCCAAAAAUAUAUCAUGGCGAACACUGGGUGUCACUUCUUUAUCCAAUUUCAACAAGGACAAUUUAUGCGACUCGCUAUGUGAGUUGCAAAAUAAGCUGCUUUCAAAAGCAGUGGUCUCUAAUAUGCAAGGAGAUAUUUGCCUUUUUAAACCCCCGCCUACUGAAACAGUGGUUUACUUUGAUGCUAGUCUCUCACAGUCUAUGCCACAUAUUUAUGACGACAUUCACAAAAAAUGUCCAGAGCUUGCUCAAGAUCUUUAUUGCCAGUUGAAUGUGUUGUCAGAAUUAUGCAAUCUGUUUGGUUCAUGGUGUGUUGAAAGGCUACUUGAUAUGACCAUUCUUUGGUAUUUGCGCAAGUUGAAAUGUGCUGCACUUUUUAAAACUUCAAUGCCAGUUCAUGAUUCAAGUCUUACAUCUUGCCAUAACCAAAAAAAUGACAGUUUUUUUGAGUGUAAUCUUGACUGCUCCAAAGCGGUUUUAUAUUUCGAUACCCGAGAUAUCAUUUCACAAGCCGAAUUGCUAGACGAUCCACUUUUUUCUAACCCACUUUGGAAAACCAAGUUAAAUAGCCGAUCAGAUAGAAUUGUCAAGUUUUGUACAGACCAUAUAGUUUCAAGCAAGUUUGGACUAAAGCAUAAUCUCAUUUUGCCUUGCACGUUCAUGAUUGCAUCACAUCCAAAUUUGAUUGUGUUGAAGCCUCUGGUGUUGAACGAACCUUUAGGAAUGGAUACAUCCGACAAUUCUAUAUCAAUUGACGCGUUUCGGAAAGGCAAUUGUAAUUUGCUAAUCACCACAUGGAUUCCCGAGGAAAUAUGUGAUAUCACACCUAUACACGUAGUAAUACAAUAUGAUGCAGAUAUGCAAGUAUCUGACUAUAAGCAAUAUCAGAAAAGGCAGUGUUUUUCUGAAUCACAAUUUAUUGUGCUAAUGGGAAAGAGUGCAAAAGACGAGCCAAACUGCUUUAUGGACAUACAACAAAAGGAGUCUCAAAUGCAUGCGAUGCCCAUUCAAUUAUUAUUAGAUGAUCAUCAGCAGGCCGUAUCAUCAAAGCUGAGAUGCGAUCAAGUGACAGGAAUGUCUCUUGAAUCUACCCUUGAUUCCAUAUCAAGUCCCUUCUCAGAGUCUCCACUUGUCGCACCUUGCUCGCCAACAUACCACCAUCGUGAAACUCUUGAUACUUUUACAAGUGAGAGCCUUUCCCAAGAUAUCACAUACGAAAUACCAAACUCUAAUAGUGUCAUCAGGUUGGCCGACUCGAUUAGAAUACUUCACGAGUAUUGUGCAACACUCACUGUAAAUAAUGUGCAGUACAAGCCCCAGUAUCGAUAUAUGCAGAGUAAAUCACUUUUAUUCUAUGUAGAGAUCGUUAUGCCAGAUUAUAUUCGCCAAGAAUGUCAAAAAACCAUUGGACCUGAAAAUGUUUCAAAAAAAAUAGCAAAGCGUAUGGCUGCUUUAAAGCUUGUAAAGCAAUUGCAUCUCUGUGGUGAGCUGGAUAAAUUUCUUGAAAAGUCUAAUGUGACUGCAUUGGCAAAAACUCGCAAAAAAAUGCAUGAUCAGGUUGAGCCAGCUUCGAUUACACCUUCAUUUGGAUCUUUUGACAUAUUUCCGCUAAAUAUUCCUACUGUUUUUGAUUGCACUUGGACUGUGGAUGCAUGUGCCUGGCUAAGUAUUAUUAUUAUCCGAACAGACAGCAGUAGACCGGUAAAACUUACUAAACAGAAUGACGUGAUUUGUGCAUCUGCUAAAGCUUUUAAAGAAUCUCUUGAAGCCUCUUCAGCAAUUCAACACACCUCGAAUUUACCAACAAUCACCGACAUUCCACUGCAGAUUGGAAUUGUGACGUGUGGAAAAGACAAUGCGCAAACAGAAUUUCUUGACUUGGAUUUUCAUGGAGAGUCUAAACAGAUCCAAAUAUUAACUUUGGAGCAUCAGUUUAAACUUACUUUGAAGAAUAUUGCCAGUUUUAAAAAAUAUCAUUUUCAUGUAUUUUCUGGUAUAUUGCGUAGCUCAUUUGAUGAAGCCUCUGACUGGGGAAUGCUUUGUGUUCCUAUUGAUAUUUCUGUUGUAACGUCUUUGGCUUUUAAUCCGUUAACCACACUGGCAGACAAUGUGAUUGACUGGGAUGAACUCAAGUUUAGCAAGCAUUGCGACAACAUUAAUGUAAUGGAUAUAAUGUGCGAUCCGCUUGAACCUUUUACAGGGCAUUGUGAUAUGGUUCUGUUUGAUCGUCUGCAGUACUCGCGUAAAUAUACAGUGCUGGAUGUCUGCUACGAUAAAAAUCCAUCUACCGUUAUUCCAAAGAUGUUCAAGUUUAAUACGGUAAAGUCGUACUAUAUGAAUCAGCUCAAAUAUCAAGACACAAUCAAGGACGAUCAGCCUUUAAUUCGAGGUUUGAGUAUCCCACCUCCAGUACAAACCAAACAGCUACGUUUGGUGAAUCACGAAGCAUAUUUGCUUCCGCAAUUUCUUGGCGUAUAUCCCAUAAAGCGAACUCAUCUACAUCAGGCUCUUGUGUUGCCACUGAUUACUCAAAAAAUAUGGCAUUAUUUUCUUGCUAGAGAUAUCAAGUACGGAUAUGGGUUGACUUUAGCAAACCAAGCCUUCACAGGGUCUCAAUUCAGUGCAACCCCAAAACUUCUUCAAAUAGCCACCACAUCAAGUGCAUCUAAUAUGGGAUACAGCUACGAACGCCUUGAAACGCUUGGAGAUAGUUUCCUCAAAAUUCAUCAAUCCCUUCAUUUGUUUUGCCGCAAUCCAUUUAAAAAUGAAGGAUGGAUGACACAACAGCGAAUCAAAAUCGAAAAAAAUCAAGUAUUACAUCAGAAAGCCUUGGAUGCAGGGUUGCAACAUUUUAUUUUAACCAAACCACUGACAAAAAGAAAUUGGGUUCCACCAGCAAAAAAUAUAAGAUUAAAUCAGGAGAUAUCCAACAAGACGUUAGCGGGCUCGAUCGAAGCCGUGAUUGGGGCUUGCGUGGAGGAAGGUGGUGUUGAACAGGCUGCACUGGCUGUAAGUCGACUUCUCAGUGACGAGUACGAAACAGAUUGGUCAAAUUAUCAUCAUGAUUUGUACACUAGUAUUCAAGCAUCCCCGUCAUCCACUGAUUACUAUGAAUCUGUAGUGCAUGUCGAUCCGAUUGCUACCAAACAGAUUGAAGAGCAGAUUGGCUACACAUUCCGUGACAAAACUUUGCUGUGGGAAGCUUUGACGCAUUCAGGAACGGGAAAACUGGGUAGCAUGUUUCAACGGCUUGAAUUUUUAGGAGAUGCAGUGCUUUCUUACCUUGCAAUGCAACAUUUGUAUAAAAUUACACCACCGUUGAAUCCAGGUGGAUUAUCAAAACUUCGCGCUGAGCUUGUUUGCAAUCAAUUUCUGGCAUGUGUGUCGAUUCAAAUUGGGUUGGUAAAGUAUAUACGCCAUACAGAUAUGACUAUGGAAGCAGCAAUCGGGCGGUUUACUGCAUGGGUUCAAGGCUAUCUCGCAUCUGAAUCAUCUACUCCAUUACCAAUAUCGACGUCAGCUACUCAAAUUGCCUCUGCUCGAUUGUUUUGGAACAAGGGAAAUACAGCACCAAAAACUGCAGGUGAUGUUUACGAGUCCAUGCUAGGUGCUGUAUUUGUAGAUUCUCAAUUUGAUAUACACUGCGUGCAAAGCAUGUUUGACAUCACAGUGAUCUCACCUUGGUGGUGGCGAUUCACAUCGCUGUUUGGUGGAGAAUCAAUGAUAUACGAAAACCCAGUUGCUGAAUUGCGAACCUUGUCCUAUUCAUUGUUUAAAUGUGUCAAGAUAGAUUACACAUAUGAAUAUGGUCUACAUGGAGGUACUACCGCAACUAUCACGUAUCACAACAUGGUAUUGGCUCAAUGUCUCGGCACUGGGCAACGCGAUGCCAAAAAAGCAGCGGCAUGUACAGCCGUCGAGUAUGUCAAUACGCAUAAAGACGAGCUAAAAGACUUGUGCGAUUGUGCACAUCAGCAAAAACAGGAGUCCACAGAGACAAAAGUAUAUGCAGCCGAUAGCAUCAUUUGUUUUGAUUCAGACAAGGACAAGCCGACACGGUCUAAUAAGGAAUCGGCUCGGCUUUCUAUCGAGUAUGCAACAACUACUGAUCAACAAGAUCCGGCAAGUGAUUGGGGUGAGUCUGUUGAUCAAGCAACACAUGCACCACUUGAAUCUAUUGCAGUUUCACCCGAUACUUUGUAA
Messenger RNA from Batrachochytrium dendrobatidis JAM81, 4926 nucleotides. RefSeq lists its product as uncharacterized. Gene Ontology annotation, molecular function: ribonuclease III activity; RNA binding. The transcript is spliced from 9 exons. Bases 1 to 4926 code for a protein of 1641 amino acids. The record is from RefSeq and is a predicted model, not a curated record. Gene Ontology annotation, biological process: siRNA processing. Lineage: Eukaryota; Fungi; Chytridiomycota; Chytridiomycetes; Rhizophydiales. Gene Ontology annotation, cellular component: nucleus; RISC complex; cytoplasm.